This is a messenger RNA of Rhinocladiella mackenziei CBS 650.93, 1308 nucleotides long. RefSeq lists its product as uncharacterized. Gene Ontology annotation, molecular function: pyridoxal phosphate binding; carbon-sulfur lyase activity. Bases 1 to 1308 code for a protein of 435 amino acids. The record is from RefSeq and is a predicted model, not a curated record. The transcript has a single exon. Gene Ontology annotation, cellular component: cytoplasm. Lineage: Eukaryota; Fungi; Ascomycota; Eurotiomycetes; Chaetothyriales; Herpotrichiellaceae. Gene Ontology annotation, biological process: transsulfuration.
AUGGCCACCAAUGGAGUUCAUUCGGUCGACUCGGACCCCCCCUCCGGAGUCCCUCCUGCGCCCACCGAUCCUCACAAAGUCGUCGAGCUUCAUAAAUUGAGUCUUGCCUCCUUAUCUCCGUCCACCCAGGCGAUUCAUGCCGAUGAUGCCUAUAAUGUCGUCGAUGACGUGGCUCCGCCCAUACAUGUGAGCACCACUUUUCGAUACGACAAAGAUCCCGCCCAGCUGCGGCCCUACUACGAACGACCUGAACCUAUUUAUGCACCCACCGAGCAUAUCUAUUCUCGCCAUACCACUCAUAGUACCUCGCGUCUGGAAGCAAUUCUGGGCACCCUCUUGCACAAUCCCUGUCUCACAUACUCUUCCGGUUUGUCAGCGUUCAACGCUCUCAUUACCUUUUUGAAUCCCAAGAGAGUAGCGAUUGGUGCUGGAUACCACGGAUGUCAUGGAGUGUUGAAGCUGCACCAGAGACUUUCAGGCUGCAAGAUACUUCCGCUGAACUGUAAACCCGAAGACCUGGAGGAGGGCGAUCUGUUACAUUUGGAGACACCAGUCAACCCUACAGGUUUGGCAUUCAAUAUCCAACACUAUGCCGAUGUUGCGCAUUCGCGAGGGGCAUAUCUCAGUGUUGAUUCCACAUUUGCACCUCCGCCAUUGCAGGAUCCAUUCAAGCACGGCGCAGAUGUCGUCAUGCACUCCGGAACAAAGUACAUUGGCGGACAUUCCGACAUGCUCUGUGGUGUUUUGGCGGUCAAGCAAAAAGAAUGGAUACCCAAAAUGCUGGAAGACCGGUUGUAUCUUGGUUCCGUCAUGGGCGGUUUGGAAGGUUGGCUAGGAGUGAGGAGUUUGCGCACGCUAGAGUUGAGAGUUAUGAGACAAAGCGAAACUGCUCGGAGGAUAGUCGAUGCGCUCGAUGGUGCUCUGACUGGCUUGACAGUGGGUACUGGACUGUCACAAUCAGAUGUCGACAUUAUCAAAUCGGUGCUGAAACAGGUCCACCAUGCAAGUCUUCAAACCCAGGAUUACAAAACCUGGUUGAAGAAGCAGAUGCCUAACGGAUACGGUCCCGUAUUCUCCAUCGUAUUGAAGACUCCGAAGCUUGCUCGAACAUUGCCAAGCAAGUUGCACCUCUUCCACCAUGCCACAAGCUUGGGCGGAGUCGAGAGUCUGAUCGAAUGGCGGACGAUGACCGACUCGUCGGUGGAGAAAGAUCUCUUGCGGAUCAGCAUUGGCAUUGAGGACGAGAAAGAUCUCCUUGAUGAUCUCAUCCAGGGGUUCAAGGCUCUCGGGGCAUCAAACUCGUCCUGA